This is a messenger RNA of Helianthus annuus (common sunflower), 2497 nucleotides long. Its product is annotated as protein DEK. Gene Ontology annotation, cellular component: nucleus. The coding region runs from base 136 to 2181 and encodes 681 amino acids. The record is from RefSeq and is a predicted model, not a curated record. The transcript has 12 exons. Gene Ontology annotation, biological process: regulation of double-strand break repair; chromatin organization. Lineage: Eukaryota; Viridiplantae; Streptophyta; Magnoliopsida; Asterales; Asteraceae. Gene Ontology annotation, molecular function: histone binding; DNA binding.
GAUAUUAAUUAACUGCUUUUGAAUUCCGUGUUUCAAAUCCGAACACUCUCUCUCUCUCUCUCUCAACAAACCCCCCAAAAAGUUCCCCCUUUCUUAUCGCACCUCAAAAACCUUCAAGUCAGCCCUAAUUUCUUUAUGGGGGAGGAAGAUGCAACGACUGAGGUUGCAGAGACGGUGGCAAACGGGACUGCUGUUCCGGAUAAAGUAGCCAAAGACGCAAGUGAGAAAAAAGAGGAGGCAAAGGAAGAUGUAAAGGUUGAUGAGAAUGAUAAAACUAAAGAGGUUGAAGUUGACAAGGUUGAUGAUGAGGUAAGCAAAGAUGCCAAAGACGAAGAGGAGGUAAAAGACACCAAGGAAGAUAAAGAAGAGAAAGGAAACGAAGAACCCAACACCGAGGCAAUGGAAGUUGAUAAGAAAGUUCCAGAUGAAGAAACUGAGAAAGGAAAUGAAGAACCUAAGACCGAGGCAAUGGAAGUUGAUGACAAGAAAGUUGCAGAUGAAGAAACCGAGAAUAAGAAUACAGAAGCUGCUGAUUCCAAAGAGGAAGAACAGAAUCAAGAAGAAGAGAAUCAAGAAGAAGAGAAUCACAAAGAGGAGAAUCAAGAAGAAGAGAAUCACGAAGAGGAGAAUCAAGAAGAAGAGGAUAAAAACGAAGAGAACCAAGAAGAAGAGAAUGAAGAAGAAGAGGAUCAAGAAGAAGAGAACGAGGAAGAGACCCCAAAGGAAAAGGUAGCAAAAAAAGGUGCGAAAAAGAAGGGAAAUGAAGAAAAAAGCAACAGUAAGACGAAGGUAUCGGGUGAGAAAAAAGUUAAGGAAAAAAAAGAGAAGGAACCAACUACUCCCGCUGCUCCUACAAUUGAGAGGCCAGUUCGGGAACGGAAAUCUGUAGAGCGGUUGGUUGCCGUCAUUGAGAAAGACACGACCAAGGAAUUCCAUAUUGCAAAGGGCCGUGGUACAGCACUGAAGGAUAUUCCAAAUGUUGCAUUCAAGUUAUCAAAGAGGAAGCUGAAUGAUGACACACUGAAAUUGCUCCAUCCCAUUUUAUUUGGAAGAAGAGGAAAGGCCUUGCAGGUCAAGAGUAAUAUCUUGCGGUUUUCUGGCUUUGUCUGGCCUGAGAAUGAGGAAAAACAAAAAUUAAAAGUUAAGGAAAAGCUUGACAAGUAUAAUAAAGAGAAGCUCUUGGAGUUUUGUGAUAUAUUUGACAUAACAGUCACCAGAGCUACCGGAAAGAAGGAGGAUAUUCUGGUGAAGCUGAUAGAUUUUAUGUUGACUCCUCAUGCCACAACUAGUGAGUUGCUUGCAGAGAAAGAGCAGUCGACCAAAGGCAAAAAGCGUAAGAGGGAAAGCAAGAAAAGCUCAUCGGCCUCUGAGGCUACGCCUUCAAAAACCUCGUCUAAGAAACAGAAAAGUAAAAGUACUUCUGAAGAUCGUAAGAAGAAGAAAGCAGAUGAAACAGACGAUUCAGAAGAAGAGAGUGACGACGAAGAAAAAGAGAACGGAGAAGACGAAGAUGUGAACGAUGCUUCUGAGAAGUCAGAGGAUGAGAAACCAGAGGAUACUGCAAGUGAAGAAGAACCUGUGUCAGAACCUGAACCUGAAUCUGAAUCUGAAGAAGACAGUAGCAAGAAGCGCAAAAGAGGUUCAAACAAAUCUAAAUCAUCUAAAAAGGAAUCGGGUGCGAAAACUAAGGAGAAGAAAGUAGUUACUACACCCAAAAAGAGUAGCUCGGGUAAAAAGAAGACACCGGUUGCACUGUCUACAAGUGGUUCUAAGGCUAAGGAUCAAAGUGAUUCGGCUCCAAAGACUUUUUCGAGGAAGAGCAAGAAGAUAGAUGCAGUUGAAGAAAAGCAUGCAACUCCAAAGAAAGCUGCUCCAAAAGAGAAAGCUGGGAAAAAGACCUCGAAAGAGAAGCCUAAAUCCGAAAAGCUUAAGAUAAGCGACGAUGACCUCAGAACUGCAAUUUGUGAGAUCCUUAAAGAAGUCGACUUCAAUACGGCAACCUUUACUGAUAUUCUGAAGCAGCUUGCCAAGCGGUUCAAUACAGAUCUGACAUCAAGAAAGGCGUCGAUAAAGAUGAUGAUCCAGGAAGAGCUUACUAAGCUAGCGGAUGAAGCAGAUGAUGAGGAUGAAGAAGAGGAACCUGAAAAACAAGAAGCAUCGGCUCAAAAGGUCAAGGCCUGAGCUGUCUUGCAGUUAAAAAAUGAGAAAUAAUUUGGCGAAGGGUUUGAUUUGUGGUGUAAGAAUGUAACUUAAUGUUAGGUAUUGCUUUAGGGUUUCUACUGUAGAUUAGAAGGGUAGAAGUGCAGUGGUAAUGCUGCUUGUUAUGCAUAAUACAUGACAUGACCAGCGUAUAAGGUAUAGGGAAAUUUGUCAUAAUUUGACCCAUUCAUGGUUUUUAACAUUUUGAUUUUAGACUCAAGAGGGUCUUUGUUGUACUGAAUAUGUUUCAUGCACAUCGUGUUUUAUGUUUUGUACCAUGCGUUAAAGAAAUGUUUUU